AUGGCUUUUUCCCAUCCAAUUCAUGAAGCAAACAAAAACAGCCCUUAUGGAGACCUCACAAGAGAAGAAUUCCACAAGAAGCAUCAAAUACUUCACAAACAAAGCUUCAUGUUCAACAAGAAAAACAUGAAGAUUUUUACUCAGUCAUGGCAGCCCGCAGAUUAUUCAACUUCAGAACUCAAAGGACUUGUGGCAAUGAUCCAUGGUUAUUGCUCAGAAAGCAGCUGGCUGUUUGAGCUAAAUGCGAUCGCCAUAGCCAAAUCAGGCUACUUUGUUUGUGCUCUUGAUCUUCCAGGCCAUGGUUACUCAGAAGGCUCACGCGGGUUCAUCUCAGAUCUCCUAUCUUUAGUCUCCGAUUCAAUCCAAUUCUUCGAUUCCGUUCGAAAAGAGCACUCAGGACUGCCAGCUUUUCUUUAUGGUGAAUCACUUGGAGGAGCAAUUGCUGUCUUCAUUUGCUUAAGGCAAAAGAAUGAAUGGAAUGGACUCAUUUUAAGCGGUCCAAUGUUCGGAAUUUCGCGAAACAUGUUGCCAAUGUGGCCAACGGAGAAAAUAAUCUUGCCUGUGGCUUCUUCUUUUGCACCUUCUUGGCAGAUAAACAGCACAAGACUUUUUGCUGUUGAAUCAAUCAAAGAGGGAUGGAAGAAGAGGUUGGUUGGAAAGGGACCGAAUCGACCGACAAAUUCAAUGAUUCCGCUUCAAGCAAUUACUCUGAGAGAGUUCAUGAAAGCAUGUAGUUUUAUUCAAAGAAGAUGCCACCAACUGGAGGUUCCAUUGUUGGUUUUGCACGGGGAAGAUGAUAGAGUCUGUGAGCCUCAAGCAGCUAAGUUCGUAUUUCAAUCAGCUGCCAGUAAGGAUAAGUCGAUGAAGAUUUGUCCUGGGAUGUGGCAUCAAUUAAUAGGGGAACCAAAUCCAAGUGUUGAACAGGUUUUUGAGAUGAUUAUUUCUUGGAUUGAGGUGAGAGCCAAGAUGGUGAAAAUGAAUCACAUUACACACUCUUCCCUUUAG
Oldenlandia corymbosa var. corymbosa is the source of this 1005-nucleotide messenger RNA. Lineage: Eukaryota; Viridiplantae; Streptophyta; Magnoliopsida; Gentianales; Rubiaceae. The record is from the annotation of a GenBank genome assembly.